Messenger RNA from Solanum stenotomum, 1170 nucleotides. RefSeq names its product receptor-like protein Cf-9 homolog. The record is from RefSeq and is a predicted model, not a curated record. The coding region runs from base 1 to 1170 and encodes 389 amino acids. Gene Ontology annotation, molecular function: protein binding. NCBI's taxonomy places the organism in Eukaryota, Viridiplantae, Streptophyta, Magnoliopsida, Solanales, Solanaceae. The transcript has a single exon.
AUGACUGGCAAUAUCAUUGAGCUUGACCUCAGCUGCAGCAAACUUGUUGGGACCAUUGACUCCAAUAGCAGCCGUUUCCAACUCUCUCAUCUCCAAAGGCUCAACCUUUCUUCGAAUGACUUCUACGGUUCUCAUAUCUCCCCUGAAUUUGGCAGGUUCUCGAGCUUGACACAUCUUGAUCUUUUCAGCUCCAAUUUCUCAGGUCAAAUUCCUUCUGAAAUCUCUCAUCUUUCAAAGUUACACUCUCUUCGUCUCAAUGGAUUUGGUCGUCUAAGACUCGUAGCUCACGAUUUUAAAUUGCUUCUUCAAAACUUGACUCAAUUAAGAGAGCUUGAUCUUACUUUCGUAAACAUCUCUUCCACCAUUCCUUUGAAUUUUUCUUCUCAUUUAACAACUCUGAGUAUGGGAUCUACAACAUUGUAUGGGAUAAUACCUGAGAAUAUAUUUCACUUACCCAACCUGGAAACACUUGAUUUAAGUUACAGCUAUCCACUAAGUGGUUAUUUUCCAAAAACCAAAUGGAACAGUAGUGCAUCUCUCAUAGAGUUAGAUCUCAGUGGCGUGAAUUUUUCUGAUAAUUUGCCUGAGUCUCUUGGAUAUCUAACAUCGGUGCGUUCUCUUUCUCUUAGAAAUUGUAAUCUUAGAGGGCCUAUUCCUGAAUCUCUUUUGAAUCUCACACAAAUAGAGGAUUUGGACCUUUGGACUAACUUCUUGAAUGGAACAAUACCGUCAUGGAUGUUCUCCCGGCUUCCAUCACUAAGUCGUUUAAUCUUGAGUAAUAACCACUUUUCUGGUCAGCUUGAGGAUCAUUUCAAGUCCAAUUCACUAGAAGAGAUUAAUUUAAGUGAUAAUCAGCUUCAAGGCAAUCUUCCCAACUCAAUUCAAAACCUUGUGAACCUAAAAAUCUUUUAUCUUGACUUGAAUAAUUUUAAGGGCAAUGUUGAUAUUAGCUUAUUUUCAAACCUCAAACAACUUUUGGUUCUUAGUCUUUCAUAUAAUAAUAUAUCAUUGAUCAAUGAGAACAAAGUCAAAUCUACUUUGCCCGAAUCUCUUGAGCAGUUAGGAUUGGCCAAAUGUGAUGUGAAAGAAGUGGAGUUUCUAAGAUCCGCAAAGAAUCUUGGGGAGUUGGAUCUUUCAGAUAAUAAACUUCAAGGAAGAAUUCCUGAUUGA